Messenger RNA from Setaria italica (foxtail millet), 462 nucleotides. RefSeq lists its product as uncharacterized. The record is from RefSeq and is a predicted model, not a curated record. NCBI's taxonomy places the organism in Eukaryota, Viridiplantae, Streptophyta, Magnoliopsida, Poales, Poaceae. Gene Ontology annotation, biological process: DNA integration. Gene Ontology annotation, molecular function: nucleic acid binding. The transcript has 2 exons. The coding region runs from base 1 to 462 and encodes 153 amino acids.
AUGGUCGGACCCUUCAAGAUCACCCCAGGCAGCUACACUCACAUCUUUGUGGUUGUUGACAAAUUCACCAAAUGGAUUGAGGUCAAGGCUAUCACCAACAUCGAGUCGGCUAAAGCCGCCCAAUUCAUAAACGAGAUCGCACAUCGCUUUGGAGUUCCAAACAGGAUCAUCACUGACCUUGGCAAGCAGUUCACAGGAUUCGAGUUCUGGGACUUUUGCCAGGACAACCUCAUCAACUCCCUCUGGGGCCUACAGACCCUGAAAAGUUGGGCUGCCGGCUACACUCCCUUCUUCAUGGUAUACAGCUCAAAGGCCAUCUUGCCGUCCGACGUAGCCUUUGGCGCCCCAUGCAUCCAGUACUAUGAGGAAGGCAAGGCGGAAACAAGCCGGUGGGUUGACAUCGACAACCUCAAGGAGCAUCGAGUGGCGGCUCUCAUCCAGCAUGCAUGCCACGAGCAGUAG